AUGGAGACCGGAGUCGCCGCCGACGAUCAGUCUCCGGUCCCGAGUUUCAGUUUCAAACCUCCCGCCGCCCCCCGCGGACCGCGGACUCCGCUCAACACGUUCAGCGUCGCGCCGCCACCGGCCGCCCCCGAGUCUGGCAUCUUCCGCUUCUCCCAACCCGCGGCCCCCGGCCCCACCUUCAGCUUCUCGGCCCCUGGGCCCGCGCCAGCCCCCGACCCCCCCCACACACAGCGCCGCCGCUCUCCGCCGCCCGCACCCGCACCCGCACCCAGGCCGCACCGGCCUCUCGCCAUCUUCAGCCGCACUCUCAGGGACUUGUUCAGUGACCGCGAGGAACGGCCACCCCGGAGCUCCCCACUCGGACCCGCCCGCAGCAAGAGGAGAGGCCGAGAGGGCUCUGCUGGCAAACCUCUGAUACGCAGGAUGCGCCGGACAGAGAGCUCAGACAGCCUGGCCGGCUCAGGUACAACCCCUGGUCCAGGCACGCCAGUGGCUGAGCUGACCGCUAUCCAGUGUAAGAACAUCCCGGAGCACAUCAACAGCAAGGAGCUGGUCAAGCAGCACUUUUCUCUGUUUGGUAAAGUGCAGCGAGUUUACUGCUACCCCACGAGGAGCCUGGCCAUCGUCCACUUCAGCGACCACGCGUCGGCUGCUCGGGCGAAGAGAAAGGGCAAGAAACUGCGGGAAGGGGUGGAGAUGGAGAUAUUUUGGCAACGGAAGAAAAUCAGUCCCGUGAAGAAAUCUGACUGGUCGUCAUCCAGAGAAGAAAAGGAGGUGAAAGAGGAGGGGGAGCUAUCCAGUGAGGAGCCCAUGAGCUUCCAGUACUCGCCCCGACCAUCCAGCACCAUGACCAGAACCUCCACAGUCAUUGGCACAGGCAGCACUUGGUCUGCUACCAAGAAACCAGCCUCGUCAAAGAGCCUGCAGUUUGAAGAGGGCCCGGACAUGGUGGGGGAGCGAGGGGGAGUUCUGCCUGCUUCCCUCAGCCACCUGGUUGCGAUGGUGGCAGAGAGCGCCGAGGACAAGUACAGAAUCCUGGACCAGAGGGACAAGCUAAUGAGACAAGCAAGGGUGAAGAGUACUGACCUGGAGAAGGCGAGAGCUAUGGUGGGAACCUGUCCUGAUAUGUGUCCAGAAAAGGAACGGUACAUGAGGGAGACCCGCUAUCAGCUCAGCUCCUUCGAGCUGCUUCCUGGCACCGACAAGGUCCAUCACGAAGCUGCCAUCAAAGAGUAUAGUAGGUCGUCGGCGGACCAGGAGGAGCCGCUGGCCCAUGAGCUGCGACCCGCAACGGUGCUGACCAUGACAAUGGAUUACCUGAUGAUCAGGAUCAUGGACAUGGGAGAAGGCAAUUCCCGGGACUGGUACGACUUUGUAUGGAACAGGACUCGUGGCAUCAGGAAGGAUAUCACACAGCAGCACCUGUGUGACGAGCAGACGGUGGUGCUGAUUGAGCAGUGCACCCGCUUCCACAUUCAUUGCAGCCACGCUCUGUGUGAGGAGCCCAUGUCCUCCUAUGAUGCUAAGAUCAAUGACGAGAACCUGACCAAGUGUCUGCAGAGCCUGAAGGAGAUGUACCAGGACCUGGCCAAUAAGGGCAUCUACUGCCAGACCGAGGCCGAGUUCCGGAGUUAUCACGUGUUGCUUAAUCUGAACGAGGGUGACAUUCUCCGGGAGGCUCAGCAGUUCCGCUCGGAGGUUCGGAACUCUCCAGAAGUUAAGUUUGCUGUGCAGACUUUCGCUGCUUUAAACAAUAACAACUUUGUCAGGUUCUUCAAGCUUGUGCGAGUGGCUCCCUACCUCAAUGCCUGCAUCCUGCACCGUUACUACAAACAGGUGAGACGUGAGGCGGUGAGCGCUCUGACCAUGGCUCACACUGUCAGCUCCCAGCGCUCCACCAUGUUCCCGCUCCACACGUUGGCCAGAAUGCUGCUGUUAGAGAACCCGGAGAGCGCUGUUACCCUGGUCAAUCACUACGGAUUGAUUGUGAGCGAGGGGGCUGUGGAGUUGAACCGACUAACGCUCACUGAGACGGACAUUUCGCUACUGCCCAAGAAGUCGUCGUUGAUUGAGCAGAAGCGACCAGCGCUAGUCGGAGAGGUGGUGAAUGGAGGGCGUCUGCCACACUUUGUGCCACAUAUCCCUGUCCUGAGCUUUGACAGCCAAAACCGAUAUGUGGAGGAGAACCAGGAGGCAGCUGGCAGCACCCAGAAGCUGAUCCAGCCUGCUGAAGCUGCAUCUGGGAAAGAGGAAGAGGAAAAGCCAGUGCCCACAGUGAAGCUGCCUCGAAUGGAAGCUCCAUGCCAGCCCCGGACGUUUCCUGUGUGUGUGCUCACCGAUGUGGUAAGGGAACUGGUGAAGGAUGUGGUGCGUGUGGAGUGCAAGGAGCUGGCACGAGCUGGGGUGAAGUAUGCAACGGAAGCCAACAGCGUAUCAAUGGCAUCUGUGGAUGAGAUGGUUUGGGACGUGGUGUUGGAGAUCCUGAGGCAGAUAGUGAGUGAGGAGGUGGCGGCUGAGCAGCAGAGAAUAGAGGAUGAGAAGGACAGGAUGGAGCAGGACAGGAUGGAGCAGGACAGGCUAAAGCAGGAGCGAGAGCUGUGGAAGAGCUGUUAUUGUCAGGUGCUAUGCAAUGAGCUCACAGACCAGGUGGUGACCCACACACUGAAGGACAUCGCCACUCAGGAGCUCAGACUUGCUGUAGAGGAAGAUAGAAAGGCUCGGGUUGCCCGCUGCUCAAUCCAGGAGUGCAGCUCUCUCAUCCACCAGACCCUGGACACCGAGAUUUUUCAGGUGGUGAAGGAAACGUUACAGGAACUCCAUUGUUUCUGCAAGUACCUGAAGAGGUGGAGAACGACCGCUGCUGCCCGCAUGCAGCUGAGGAGACAGAUGUGGAGCUUUCCUGCGGCACCGGGCAGUUUGCACACUUGGAGUGAUCACUGCCCCCAUCUCACCAGCUCCUUGACAGCACCUGAGGAGAUGGAAACAGGGUUGCCAAGCCAAGCUCGGCCUGAGAGUCUGGGCAUCUCCUGCACACGAUUGCUGUGGGUGAGAAAGGAGACAGACUAUCAGAUGAGAAUCCAGAACUUUCACCAACAGCUGCUCUGGGAUGCUGCCUGUAACCCCCUAGAUCUUGCCUCGCUGGUGGCUCUGAGCGUCCCGACUCAGAGUGAUAGGAUCUUCUGGAAGCUGGUGCUGCUGUUACCAAGUGACGAGGAUGAUGGGCUCAGUGACAUCAAUAAAGCUCUAGCUGAUUGGUUGAAAAACAAGUUUCGUGGAGACGGUGGAGUGAUUCACUCGUUGAAUGGCAUCUCCACCCUCUCACUGUGCAGCGCAGUGAGCUCUGCCCCUUCUCCUAGCCGGCCUCGCCCUGUGCAUAUCUGUAUAAAGGCGACUCAGGGCCCGCUGACUGAGGCCGGCCUGGAGCAGGCAGAGCAGGGGAAGGAGCUGCUGGGAACAACGGGGCUACUACUGCUGCUGCGGGCCCGCACGCAGCCUGGCGACCCGGCUGAGGAGGAGGUGUACUGGCUGUCAGCCAUGCUCCAGGUCAGGCAGGUCCUGCAGGCCAAACCCCUGCACCCUGCCUUGCCCCUUGUCAUCCUUGUGCCCAAGCCCCACUCUCCACUCAUCCUGGAGGAGGUGCAGCAAGGGCUGAAGUUGGAGGAGUUGGUGACUGGUGGGCUGGUAUCCGAAUACUUGAUUGUUUCCAUUUCUGGCUCAACCAGUGACCUGCAGGACACCAACCGGGUGUCGGAGGCCGUCGGGUGGCUUGCCUUGUACUGUCCCUCACCCCCGAAUCUCUGCUGCCAGACUCUGCAGCAGUAUGUGGAAGAUGGGCUGUGUCGAGACUUCAGUGACCAUUUCUACAGUGACCAGUGUGAGAGGCAGGUGUCAGGCCUGCCCUCCCAGGAACCCCGGCCCAUCAUUCAACUCUACAAUCACGUGCUGCACUUCUUGUCAUGUGCAGUCUCCUCGGAGCGCUUGGGCCACCUCUCCUGGCCCCUGGCUGAGUUCACCGGCCAUGCGGCCCAUCCCAUCCUGGCACACACGGAGUGGAACUCCGGCAGCCACCUGGCCUGGCUGCGGGACGCUGUGCUGUCCUUUCAGAUUCCAGACAUGGAGCUGCCUGCAGAGACUGCUUCGUGGCCGGAGCUUUAUGACAUGAUCCUAGCUUACGUAUCUCAGAUACCAGCCUCGCAGCAGACCUGGCCACUGCUGCUCUCCAGGGUCGUGCGGGUGCUGAACAGAGUGUCCGAUGAGUGGAAGGAGGGAAACAGUGUCACCGCAGGCUUGGAGCUGGCCGCUUGCCAUGUACCCUGGGAUGAGAUUAUUGCACUCUGUAUUGAUCAUCGGCUGAGAGACUGCAGCCUGCCCAGCAAGCUGUGCCCUACCGCUGUGAGUGAAGAUGGACAGAUUCUUCUCUAUUACUUCCCGGAGGACGUCACAAAGUAUUCGCCCCCAGCACUGUGGCAUCAGGCCCGGACUCGCACCCAGAGGGACAUUCAGCAACUGUCUGCCAGGAUGCCACACAAGCAGACUGUGUGUUUGAGGAAGCGCCGGUCUGUCCCUCCAGCCUGCGUCUCUAAUGAUAGCCUUGCGAGCAGGGGUGCCUCCGCCAUGGAUAUCACCAGCAUCCCAUCAGCAGCAGAGCUUCUACCAGAACAACUGCUUUCAGGGAUUGAAUCAGAACUCGUGGAGAAUCGAAGGUGUGAGGAUCAGCUGUAUCGCUGGCUGGAUGAGGGCUCCGAUCAGGCGUUCAUGCUCCCGCUCUGCCUGCCACAAACUGUGGUCUGGGCUGCCGAAGGGAUCUUGCCCUUGGACAGGGUCACAACUCCAGUCUCACCACAGAUGGCUGCUGCGGGUGGUCACAACCAACAAGUGGCUGUGAAUGACUGUGGGUGGCUGAAAGAUUCCACCCUGACGCUAUCGGAUAAGAUGAACAAGUUUAACCGUUUAAUCCGGGCCAGUCAGGAGGAAGAGAUGGCAUGUGAGCGGCACCUGGCCACUCUCCUGGACCUUACAGACACGUGAAGCAGACAGCAGAGACCUGGAACCUGUGCCUAAGGCAGAACUCCGCUGAAGCUCAUACUGUGCUGUGUGUUGGCGGCUCCAUUGUUUCUUAUGAUUUUCAUGUUUAUAAUUUUAGAAAUGAACUCUGGUUAAACAAACCGUGCCUGACAUUAAUUUGAACACGUGGAAGCAAAGAAAUCUAAUGUGUACUUGGGAUCCUGACAAGUGACGCAAGGCAGUGAGGAGUUUGUGUAUGAGCUGAGGAGCUGUCCAUUCAUUCAUACAAACCUAUUGGAUGCUCAAGAUCUGUUGAGUGCUUAAUACCGGUAGAUGCAUCCCACACAUACCCAGUCGGCAUGAGUGUCUUUCUUUUCCAACAUGUGUGUGAUGUGUGUGACCUAGAGAAUAUUCUGUAUGAUGUAUGAUAUGAUGUAUGAUGUAUACAGUAUGAUCUGUAUGAUGUAUACAGGGCACACAGUAAUUUAGUUUAUACCGGAGCUGCAUGCAUCAUGGUCACUGGCUUGGGAAAUCUGUUAAAUGCAGAAUUUGUUUUUAAAAUCUGGCACGUUAUUUUUCUGUAUUAAAGAUGCAUUUGGAAGCUGCA
Molecule: messenger RNA, 5611 nt
Organism: Callorhinchus milii (elephant shark)
Lineage: Eukaryota; Metazoa; Chordata; Chondrichthyes; Chimaeriformes; Callorhinchidae
Product: minichromosome maintenance complex component 3 associated protein
Exons: 28
Coding region: 1-5028 (1675 amino acids)
Biological process (GO): mRNA export from nucleus
Cellular component (GO): transcription export complex 2; cytoplasm; nucleus
Molecular function (GO): RNA binding
Source: RefSeq, a predicted model, not a curated record